GGCUACCGCCUUUUCACCGCCAGGCACCGGAAUUCUCACUCAUUUUACUUUUUAGGCACCAUUUUUACCACUUGGUCAAUAAAGUCGUCGUCCUUUGGCAAAGCCUCAAGUCAGCUCCUCAACCCUUUACCACGUAACGUACCGUACGCGUAAGAGGCAAACGUCAGCAAAAAUGCGUGAGAUUGUGCACGUUCAAGUCGGCCAAUGUGGCAACCAAGUCGGCUCCAGUUUCUGGCAAACCGUCUCUGGGGAGCAUGGCGUUGACGGCAGCGGCUCAUACAACGGAACCGACGACCAACAGCGAGAGCGCAUCGACGUUUACUUCGCCGAGGCCACAAAGGAUAAGUACGUGCCCCGCGCGGUCCUUGUGGAUCUUGAGCCCGGUCCUCAGGAUGCCAUCCGCGCCGGUCCUCUAGGCCAGCUUUUCCGCCCCGACAACUUCGUCGCCGGAAAUGCCAGCGCUGGUAACAACUGGGCCAAGGGUCAUUACACCGAAGGUGCUGAGCUCGUUGAGGAGGCCAUCGAUGUUGUGCGACACGAGGUUGAGAACUGCGACCAUCUUCAGGGUUUCCAGCUCACCCACUCUCUGGGCGGUGGUACCGGUUCCGGUAUGGGAACGCUUCUUCUGUCGAAAAUCCGUGAGGAGUUUCCCGAUCGUAUGAUGGCUACUUUUUCUGUUAUGCCUUCACCCAAGGUUUCUGAUACCGUUGUCGAACCAUACAACGCCACUUUGUCAUUGAACCAGCUUGUCGAGAACUCCGAUGAGACCUUCUGUAUCGAUAACGAGGCUUUGUACGACAUUUACGAGAAGACCUUGAAGAUCGCUGAUCCUUCUUAUGCCGAUCUUAACUACCUGAUCUCGACAGUUAUGGCCGGCGUGACAACAUGUUUCCGAUUCCCCGGUCAGCUCAACUCCGAUCUGCGCAAGUUGGCCGUCAACAUGAUUCCGUUCCCUCGACUUCACUUCUUCAUGGUUGGAUUUGCGCCUUUGACUGGUCGCAAGAUGCAGGGCUUCCAACAUCUUACCGUGCCCAGUCUGGCUCAGCAGAUUUUCGAUAACAAGAACGUUAUGGCUGCUGCUGAUUUCCGCAACGGUCGAUACCUCACUUGUUCCGCGAUUUUCCGCGGUAAGCUGUCGACAAAGGAGAUCGAAGACCAGAUGCUCAAGGUGCAAACCAAGAACUCAGAGUAUUUCGUCGACUGGAUCCCCAACAACGUGCAAACCUCCGUUUGCUCUGUUCCCCCCAGAGGUCUCCCCAUGGCCGCCACAUUCGUCGGAAACUCCACCGCCAUCCAGGAGAUCUUCAAGCGCGUCGACGACCAAUUCUCCGCCAUGUUCCGUCGCAAGGCCUUCUUGCAUUGGUACACCAGCGAGGGUAUGGACGAGAUGGAAUUCACCGAGGCUCAGUCCAACUUGCACGACUUGGUCAGCGAGUACCAGCAGUACCAGGAUGCUGAGAUCGACGACGAGGUUGAGGAGUACGAGGGUGAGGGUGAGCCUGAGGAGUAUGAGGGCUAGAGGGAUUGGAGAGCUGGUUAAGAUGAUAAACUAUUUGGCUUAUUAUUUCUUUAUUACCCCCAAAAUGCUUCAUCCCCUUCUAGUUCAUAUAUAGCAUUCAAAACUGAAAUUGGUUUAUUAGGCUUUGUUUAUAGCCGAUUCAUAAUUAUAUGGUCCUUUUUA
Messenger RNA from Fusarium oxysporum Fo47, 1681 nucleotides. Its product is annotated as tubulin beta chain. Lineage: Eukaryota; Fungi; Ascomycota; Sordariomycetes; Hypocreales; Nectriaceae. Gene Ontology annotation, molecular function: GTPase activity; structural constituent of cytoskeleton; GTP binding. Gene Ontology annotation, cellular component: cytoplasm; microtubule. Gene Ontology annotation, biological process: mitotic cell cycle; microtubule cytoskeleton organization. The record is from RefSeq and is a predicted model, not a curated record. The coding region runs from base 173 to 1519 and encodes 448 amino acids. The transcript is spliced from 7 exons.